Ostertagia ostertagi is the source of this 633-nucleotide messenger RNA. The record is from the annotation of a GenBank genome assembly. NCBI's taxonomy places the organism in Eukaryota, Metazoa, Nematoda, Chromadorea, Rhabditida, Trichostrongylidae.
AUGCUACGGAUGUGCCAUCCCUCGAUUACCUAUCCAUGUCUGAUCUUGGUGGCUUACAACAAAUUCCUGAGGCGUUCACUGCAACACCAGGAAGAUGUGUCAUCGUCUGCCUUCAGCUCUGACCAAAGUGCAGGUCAAGCCGCUGGAAGCAUGGUCAGCAGAGCGCAGACUAUAAUUCCUUUUGGCCAUGAUGGAAGCGUGCAAAUCACCCCAUCAAAAACGGUUCGAGUCUCGGAACUUCUAGACAAUUCGUUACCAUUCGUUGUAGGAGCGGAUGAUUCACCACUUCGAGAUGCAACAGCUCCUUCUAUUGCACAUUCUCAUGAAGUUUUUGUUGAAGAACCCGCUGGUAAAGCAAGUCCACGAACUCCAAGGGUGUCAGAAUCACCAUGGCGACCGUCUUCACGUCGUCUUCAUCUUGAGGAAGUAGAUAUCUCUACCAGUCAAGAGACCGAUUCCAUAGAAGUGAUCUCAGUGAGCACUCCUCAAGCACGUCGCCGACUGGUUGAAUGCUCUAGUACUGCUUCAAGAAAGAACAUUAGUGAUGCGAAUGACGAAAACGGUGUUGUAGAAGACGAGCACUCAACAAAAGAAAGCUCUGAUUCGAGUCAUCAGGAUGAAGAGCAUACAUAC